GGCCAGAGUCCGGGCCCGGGGGCAGAAUGGCGGCGGAGCGGGACCCCGAGGCGAGCGCGGCGGCCCGGCCGCUGCUCACCGACCUCUACCAAGCCACCAUGGCGCUGGGCUACUGGCGCGCGGGCCGGGCGCGGGACCAGGCCGAGUUCGAGCUCUACUUCCGCCGCUGCCCCUUCGGCGGCGCCUUCGCCCUGGCCGCGGGGCUGCGCGACUGCGUGCGCUUCCUGCGAACCUUCCGCCUGCGGGACGCAGACGUGCAGUUUCUGGCCUCGGUGCUGCCCUCCGACACGGAUCCCGCAUUCUUCGAGCACCUUCGUACCCUCGACUGCUCCGGUGUGACGGUGCGGGCCCUGCCCGAAGGCUCCCUCGCCUUCCCCAGCGUGCCGUUGCUACAGGUGUCAGGGCCACUCCUGGUGGUGCAACUGCUGGAGACGCCACUUCUCUGCCUCGUCAGCUACGCCAGCCUCAUCGCCACCAACGCUGCGCGGCUUCGCCUGAUCGCGGGUCCGACGAAGCGGUUGUUGGAGAUGGGGCUGCGGCGAGCUCAGGGCCCCGAUGGAGGUCUUACGGCCUCCACCUACAGUUACCUGGGCGGCUUCGAUGGCAGCAGCAACGUGCUCGCAGGACAGCUGCGGGGCGUGCCCCUGGCUGGAACCUUGGCUCACUCUUUCGUCACUUCGUUUUCGGGCGCUGAGGUGCCCCCUGACCCGAUGUUGGCUCCAGCUGCCAGUCAGGGCCCCAGGGUAGACCUGGCUGCAUGUGUGGAGGCAUGGCUGGAACGCGUGUGUGCCCAUCUGGGGCUAGGGGUGCAGGAGCCCCACCGGGGGGAGCGGGCAGCCUUCGUGGCCUAUGCCCUGGCUUUCCCCCGGGCCUUCCAGGGCCUGCUGGACACCUACAGUGUGCAGAGGAGUGGUCUUCCUAACUUUCUGGCAGUAGCCUUAGCCUUGGGGGAGCUGGGCUACCGAGCCGUGGGCAUAAGAUUGGACAGCGGUGACCUUCUGCAGCAGGCCCAGGAGAUUCGUAGGGUCUUCAGGACCGUUUCGGCCCAGUUCCAGAUGCCCUGGUUGGAAUCAGUCCCCAUCGCCGUCAGCAACAACAUUGACGAGGAAGAGCUGGCCCGGCUGGCCCAGGAGGGCAGUGAGGUGAACGUCAUUGGCAUCGGCACGACCGUGGUCACCUGCCCCCUCCAGCCUUCCCUGGGCUGCGUCUAUAAGCUGGUGUCUGUGGGAGGUCAGCCCCGAAUGAAGCUGACUGAGGACCCCGAGAAACAGACACUGCCUGGGAGCAAGGCCGCUUUCCGGCUCCUGGGCUCCGAUGGGUCUCUGCUGAUGGAUGUGCUGCAGCUGGCAGAGGAACCACCCCCCCAGCCUGGCCAGGAGCUGAGGGUCUGGCCUCGAGGGGCCCAGGAAGCCUGUAUUGUGAGGCCUGCCCACGUGGAGCCCCUGCUGAGACUCUGCAUUCAGCAGGGACAGCUGUGUGGGCCUCUCCCAUCUCUGGCUGAAUCUAGAGCCUUUGCCCAGCUGUCCCUGGGUCGCCUGAACCCUGAGCACAAGCGGCUGGAACAGCCCGCACCAUACCAGGUGGCGCUGUCUGAUGGGCUACAGGCCCUGGUGGACCGACUGAGUACAGGAGGGUCCUCUUGAGAACUGUGGUGGAGACUGCCUGGAAUCAACAUGAGUCACUCACUGUCCUGCACAACUUGUCCCGUGUCAUUUCUUCACUCAGCCUGCCACUCACUUGACCCCCAGGGCCUCCAAGGGUGGGUUGGAGUCUGGGGUCAGAGCACGGGUUCAUGCUCCCAGGGGAGGCCCAGGCUCUGCCAGGGUGGGGAGGCUGUCCUGUGCUGAGGUCUGAAGGUCGCAAGGAGUUAGGCCAAGGCUGGGGAGUGUC
Messenger RNA from Panthera uncia (snow leopard), 1890 nucleotides. It is a transcript of the gene NAPRT, whose product is annotated as nicotinate phosphoribosyltransferase. NCBI's taxonomy places the organism in Eukaryota, Metazoa, Chordata, Mammalia, Carnivora, Felidae. The record is from RefSeq and is a predicted model, not a curated record. Gene Ontology annotation, biological process: NAD+ biosynthetic process. Gene Ontology annotation, molecular function: nicotinate phosphoribosyltransferase activity.